Molecule: messenger RNA, 2272 nt
Organism: Silurus meridionalis
Lineage: Eukaryota; Metazoa; Chordata; Actinopteri; Siluriformes; Siluridae
Product: GTPase IMAP family member 8
Exons: 4
Coding region: 136-1518 (460 amino acids)
Molecular function (GO): GTP binding
Source: RefSeq, a predicted model, not a curated record
CAUGUGAUUGCCCCACCAGAGCCAGUUGUACAGAAACGUGGGGCGGGAUUACUGCUCGAGAGGAAGAAGAGAAUACGAAGGGAGACAGAAAGGGGUUAGGAGGGGGGACACAGAGGAGCUACAACUCAGCACAAGAUGGCUUCGGUUCCCUUCAGCCCAGCUCCUGGAGAGUCACCCUGUUUGCCAAAGAGGCAUAUACUUUUGCUGGGGUAUCGUGGCUCAGGCAAGACCUCAUCCUGUGCCACGAUGACUGGCCAAGAGGACCUACAAGCCAGACCACACACUGAAGAAUCUGUUCUUUGCACAAAGACAUUUGACAACAGGCUCCUUCUUGUGGUGGACACUCCUGGAUGGAACAUGGAUGAUGAAGGUGCAGCAGGAGAAAAGCUGGACAGCCAGCACACCACAGUGGCCCACAUCAGGCACCUGUGUUAUCCCGGCAUUCAUGCUGUGCUACUGGUGGUGCCAAUCGGAGAGCCGUUUACUGAACACCACAAAAAAGACAUGGUGAAGCGUGUGGAGGCAUUUGGGUUAGACGUAUGGAAAUUUUCUUUAGUAUUGUUCACAAAGGCAGACAGGCUCUGGGGCAAUGGUGUAGAAGAGUUUAUUACAGAUGGAGGAAAGCCACUUCAGAGACUGGUGGAGAGGUGUGGGAACCGAUACCAUGCGCUGGACAACACCUGCCCUGACAAUAGCACACAGGUUAAUGAGCUUGUGCAAAAGUUGGAAGAGAUAGUGCAGGAAAAUGAGGGAUCCUUCUUUGCAUUGAAUGAAAGAGUUGAGACCCCUUCAAGUGAAUGCAUGCGGCAAGGAGAAGCAGAAGAGCGAACGAUCACAGGUGAUACAGAGAUGACAUCACCAAUGUUUAGAUCACCACCGCGAGAGUUGCGCCUGCUGUUAGUGGGAUGGCAAGGCUCUGGCAAAAGUUCAGCAGGAAACAUGAUCUUGGGUGGACGCAAGUUUGAAUCAGGUUGUCAUACUGAAGUCUCUUUGCGCCGCCAGGCCCACGUUAAUGGGCGCCGUGUGACAAUAGUAGACACACCAGGCUGGGACUGGUUUUCUGUGCAUCGCACUCCUCGUCACAUCAAAAAGGAAAUCAAAGGAGGAGCGAGGCUGCUUUACCCUGGACCACAUGCUCUACUGCUGGUCAUCCCUGUCAUCUCAACCCUCACUUCCAGGAAAAGACGGGCCCUGGAGAGCCACCUGGAGUUGUUUGGUGAGGACGCUUCGCUCCACACCAUGGUACUGUUCUCCUGUGGUGAUUGGCUAGGCUGCACACCAAUCGAGGAGCAUCUCCAAAAGGAUGGUGGGCAAUUGUUGAGUCUGAUGGAGCACUGCCUAAACUACUACCAUGUGUUGGAUAGCACCAAUGCAAACAGGGGUCAAGAACAGGUGGGUGAGCUUCUGCUCAAAGUGGAAGAAAUGGUGGCACAGAAUGAAGAACAACCGUUCUUGCCUGUCAAAUUGUAUGAAGAACAGGACGAUGAAGCAUCAUGUGAGAAAUGCUCUCUGCAAUAAGAAACCAAAAGACCAGCCCUGUUGAACCACAAAAUGUGCACACUGCUAAUUACCUGAUUACCUUCAUAUUCAAGUAGGAUUUAUUUUGCAUUAGGAAUAUGAUAAGCAUUAGGAAUAUGAUAUUUUGCUGCAAUUAUUUAGUACAAAAUAAAAAAGUCAAUUUAAAGACAGGGUCAAUAAUAUGGUCAUAAGGGUUUAAGAAGAUACUUGAAUUAGUAGAAUUAUGUACUUGAGAGAGGUGCGCUUUUAAAUUACAUUUUUUAAAAUACAUAAUACUCUCAUUAUUACGUAUCCAAAGCACUUUAUUUUUCUGUAUUGUAAGUGUAUAAAAUCAAGAGACAAGAUGCAUGUUUUGGCAGUUUACUGACAACAUGCUUCAUCAUUGCCAUUGUGUCUUACAGCACAUUCUUUUAGAAGAAAAGUUUCGAAAUGAAUUUUGUGACAUGAGUAUAAAUACUGCACUGUUUGUAAUUUUCGUUAAAACUCAUUAUUAAACUGAAAUAGUGGUAGGGCAUAUGAAGGAAAGAAAUAUAUUGCUACUGUGACAAAGCUCAAAACCUGAAUAUGCAGUAGCAUUGUAAUAAAUAUCAGGGCAUUGUGUGCCUCACAGCAAUCAUCACUGUUAGUCUUCGUACGGCAGUUAUCCAGCCUAAAAUUCAGCACUUAUAUUUAGGUGUCAAACCUAAUAACAUUUUGCUACAGCAUAUUUUUGCACGCACUAUUUAAAAAGAAAUAAAGUUGACACUUUACAAGA